Messenger RNA from Lachancea thermotolerans CBS 6340, 591 nucleotides. RefSeq names its product coatomer subunit zeta (gene RET3). Gene Ontology annotation, biological process: intra-Golgi vesicle-mediated transport; intracellular protein transport; retrograde vesicle-mediated transport, Golgi to endoplasmic reticulum. The record is from RefSeq and is a predicted model, not a curated record. Bases 1 to 591 code for a protein of 196 amino acids. Gene Ontology annotation, cellular component: COPI vesicle coat. The transcript has a single exon. NCBI's taxonomy places the organism in Eukaryota, Fungi, Ascomycota, Saccharomycetes, Saccharomycetales, Saccharomycetaceae.
AUGGCAGAGCUUUCGCUUUACUCGGUUGAGGCGGUACUUUUGCUGGAUAAUGAAGGGAACAGAAUCUACACUAAAUACUACCACAGCCCCCACGAAAAAUCUGAUUCUCAUAUCACUAAGAGGGCGAUAGAUGGAAUGAGCAGUUCCAGCAAACAGCAGACUGAGUAUGAAAGCAGGCUUUUCAAGAAAACGCACAAGCAGAACUCUGAGAUCCUAAUUUUUGAGGAUUGUUUGGUUUUGUACAAGGAAUAUGUGGACGUGUCGUUAUACCUCGUGGGAUCAAUCGACGAGAACGAGCUGGUGCUUCAGCAGGCGUUUUCUGCUAUCAAAGACUCGUUAGAGUUAAUUUUGGCGACUGGGAUUGAUAAAAAGAAUAUUAUUGAGCAUUUCGAUAUGGUGGCCUUAGCAAUCGAUGAGUCUAUCGACGACGGUAUAAUCUUGGAGACAGAUCCAGCUACCAUUGCUUCCAGGGUGACGAAGCCACCUUCUAAGGACGCACCUAUCAAUAUAGAGCUAAGCGAAAAGGGUUUGUUGAGCGCAUGGGGGUUCGCCAAGAGCAAGCUCGCCGAGAGACUACAACAAGGCUUGUAA